This is a messenger RNA of Rosa chinensis, 392 nucleotides long. Its product is annotated as probable L-cysteine desulfhydrase, chloroplastic. The transcript has 2 exons. Lineage: Eukaryota; Viridiplantae; Streptophyta; Magnoliopsida; Rosales; Rosaceae. The record is from RefSeq and is a predicted model, not a curated record. The coding region runs from base 56 to 310 and encodes 84 amino acids.
GCAGGCCGCCUGGGGCUUCUCCUAGAGCAAGUUCGAGCAGGGCGACGCCGUCGUCAUGCUCCACUACGCCUACGGCGCCGUCAAGAAGUCGAUUGAGGCCUACGUCACUCGCGCCGGCGGGCACGUCAUUGAGGUACCCUUGCCGUUUCCUUUGAAUUCCAACGAUGAGAUUGUAACCGAGUUUAAGAAGGCUUUGGAGAAGGGGAAGGCUAAUGGUAGGAGGGUUAGGCUACAUUCCUUCUCCCGGUUGCCACGUCAACUCCGUCAAGUGGAACCACACCAAUUUGGUUGUGGUGAGUGCCGGAGAUGAUAAGAAGAUAUCGUUGUGGCAUAAGAAUGGGCAGAGCUUGGGGACUAUUCCGGUGGCCGGGACGGACAGUGGUGACAACAUU